CACAUCCAUACUGAUCGACAAUGGGGCCCUCCUUGCGCUUUGACUUUGGCCUGAUCGUUUGUGGCGCUAUUAUCGUGGCCUGUGGCAUCCAUGGCCUCAACAUUACAGAAUGCAAUAACCAAUUCGGAUUCAUAAACAACACGCGGCCCAACUGCAGCUAUGCCUACAUCAACUGCUCUGGCCAGGACUCGACGUUCUGUGUGGACAACAUCACUUGCAAUGUCGCCUUCUAUUGCAACGAGCCAAUCAUUUCGGGCAAUUCCACUGUUGCGCCGCUUAAUUCAACGUCAACGUCAACAUCAACGUCAACGUCACGAUCGCCGAUCCUCUCCACAGCCUCGCCGCUGGAUGUGCGAGAGCAGUGUCAUCAGGGGGUAACCAAAAGGUUCAGCUAUCCCCAGAAUUGUAACUACUUUUACUACUGCGUGGACGGCUUUCUGCUUGUGGAGCAGUGUCCCAUUGGAUAUGCAUUCAAUGCUACGACUGGAGCUUGUGGCGGACGUACCCGGAGCUCCAUGGACUGUACUGUACGCUGAAGUAGUGAGAGCUAAAGUAGAGAAA
Drosophila miranda is the source of this 561-nucleotide messenger RNA. RefSeq lists its product as uncharacterized. The transcript has a single exon. Gene Ontology annotation, cellular component: extracellular region. Gene Ontology annotation, molecular function: chitin binding. Bases 21 to 536 code for a protein of 171 amino acids. The record is from RefSeq and is a predicted model, not a curated record. Lineage: Eukaryota; Metazoa; Arthropoda; Insecta; Diptera; Drosophilidae.